AUGGGACAAAAUCAGAGCAGCGCAAAGGAUGAAAUUGAUGUAGUGGACCUGCAAGAAAUGUAUAAGAAAUAUGUCAGGGAGUGUCCUAGUGGGGCAUUGUACCUCCACGAGUUUAAACAAUUUUUUGGCGUUUCGGCAAACAAUGAAGCCUCACAGUUUGUGGAUCGCAUGUUCACUUCUUUUGAUCGAAAUGGGGACAACACAAUAGACUUUCUGGAAUAUGUAGCCGUCCUGAAUCUCGCUCUUCGUGGGAAACUGGAACAUAAACUGAAGUGGUCGUUUAAAAUAUAUGAUAAGGACGGCAAUGGCUGUGUGGAUAAACAGGAGCUAAAGGAGAUUAUACAGUCUGUUUAUAGUAUUAAGAAGGACUGGACAAGGGAAGGAGAUGCCCAACUGCUGAGCCCUGAGGAUGUGUGCAAUCGGAUCUUCCAUCUGGUGGACGAAAAUGAAGAUGGUCAACUUACCCUGCAUGAGUUUUUAGAAGGAGCGAAAAAAGACAGAUGGGUAUCAAAGAUGCUACAACUGGACACCAAUCCCUGUACCUGGAUUAUGGAUCAGAGAAGAAAGAGUGCAUUAUUCUAGACAGGACAAGGUGUCCUUGUGUUCAGCAUUUCACUAUUUUUCCUGUACAUGUUCCCUGGUGCUGUGCUUACAUGUAUCGACAUGUGAAUGACUGAAUUUCUGAUUAUACAAUUACUUAUGUAAAUUUAAAAAAAUUGCAUUCUGUCUUCCUUCUC
Messenger RNA from Bufo bufo (common toad), 737 nucleotides. Its product is annotated as guanylyl cyclase-activating protein 2-like. The transcript is spliced from 4 exons. Bases 1 to 582 code for a protein of 193 amino acids. Gene Ontology annotation, molecular function: calcium sensitive guanylate cyclase activator activity; calcium ion binding. Gene Ontology annotation, cellular component: cone photoreceptor outer segment; photoreceptor inner segment. Gene Ontology annotation, biological process: visual perception. The record is from RefSeq and is a predicted model, not a curated record. Lineage: Eukaryota; Metazoa; Chordata; Amphibia; Anura; Bufonidae.